CAGACUUUUCGGGUAAUGACGACCACAGGCGAUUCCCACAACUCGCGCUGCCGGGAACGGCGGCAGUACCAGUGGGGCAGGAGGUAUCAAUGGGGCUAUUACAGACCGGCAGCUCUGUGUCAGUGGUUUAUCAGGAUCACCGAGCUAGGUUGUCUCAGUGCUACCGAGGCUCUAGGAGACGUUUGUAUCCUUGUAGCCCGUGGUAGAAAACUCCUGGGCGCGUGCCCUGUGGCUCCGCCCCCCGCCUGGGGGCCGUCCUCCCCGCCCCUCCCUCCUCCCUCCUCCCUUCCUGACUCAGCGCCGGCCACCCCGAGAUCACGCGAGCGUGACUUCCCCGAAAAACUGCUAGGAUUGAAAGGUCGGGGGCGGGACACGGCAGCGGCGGCGUCUGCGGCUCAAAGUUCCAGGCGCCGCACGGAGGAGACUCCGUGCGUGAAAGGGGCAGGAUUCCGCCUUCCUCAACUGCAGCCCACGGAGAAGGGGCGUGGCCGAGAAGGCCCCGCCUCCAGAAGCCAGCCAAUGGGUGCUCUCCCAGCCCAGGGAGCGAUAAUACGAAUGCGGAAGUUUCUGCUAGAUCCAGAGGCAACUAAAGUCUCAGAUCCGCGAGUGCGGCGGCGCUGAUCCGGGGUCCGGGACAAGCUCAGCCUUCCGGGACCCCACAUGCCCGGUGCAGGAGAGAGGAGGGCCAUCCUGGGCCCUACGUUCCUCACCAUUAGGCCCCUCCAGGGAUCGGUGACAUUCCAGGAUGUGGCUGUGGACUUCACCUGGGAGGAGUGGGGCCUCCUGGACCCCUCCCAGAAAGAGCUUUACUGGGACGUGAUGCUGGAGAACUACAGGAACCUGGUCUGCCUGGGUCUUGUGGAGUCCAAUGGGGACAUGAUCUCUCAGCUGGAGUCAGGGAGAGCACAUGGGAUCCGAAUGGAUAGUGUCUCAAGAGCUUGCUGGUUAGAUGGGGGCACUAGGCCUCAGACUAAGGAGUCAACUCCAAAGUUAAGUGUUUCUAUGAAAAACUUAUCCCCAAUUAGAUCCUUAUGGGAUGACCCUUGCACCUCUGAAGUGGGAAAAGCCUGGGAGUAUUAUGGCAAGUUCAAGAAAGAGCAAAACAACGAGGGGAAACAUUCUAGCCGAGGAAAAGAAAUCCAAACAGAAGCUGCUGUUGAAGUCAGAACCUCUGAAUACAGCCAAACCUCCAGCCCAAAGCCAGUCCUCUUUCCACAACAGGGACUCUCUGUAGUAAUGGAUCUCCAUAACAGUGAGAAUCAGAGAAGGAGCUUCACCCUGGAGUCGGACCAAAAAAAGUGCACUCCAUUCUCUACAGAGAAGAACUAUUCUAAGAGGAAGAAAUGUCCGAAAGCUUUCCAUUCUGGUUUGGACCACACUAAAACAUCUGGAAUUCCUGCUGAAGAGCAAUUUCAUGAAAAUGGGAAUUCUUUUCUCCUGAACAAUGAAGUUACUCUAAGGCAGGGAACUGAUAUGGGAAAAACGUGCUCUGAAUUGACUCCAUGUGAGAAGCCAUCCUGUGAUAAGGCAGAUCUGACUCAACAUUCCAAUAUUCAGAGUCAAAACAAAUCAUAUAAGUGCAAUGACUGUGGAAAGGUCUUCCAGCGCAAUGUAAAUCUUACACAGCACUACAGAAUUCACACUGGAAAGAAACCAUAUGAUUGCACUGAAUGUGGGAAGAUCUUCUGCCUGAAAUCAGAACUUAGACAGCACUGCAACAUUCAUACUGGAGGGAAGCCUUUCAAAUGCAAUGACUGUGGGAAAGCCUUUCUUUGUCACACAACGCUGACCAUACAUCAGAGAACUCACACUGGGGAGAGACCUUAUGAGUGUAGUGAGUGUGGGAAGACAUUCCAAUCAAACUCCAGUCUGAUUCGGCACCAGAGAACUCAUACGGGUCUAAAACCUCAUCAGUGCUGCGUGUGUGGGAAGGUGUUCUCUCAGAAGUCUGCUCUUACCAGUCACAACAGUAUUCAUACUGGAGAAAAGCCUUUUAAAUGUAAAGACUGUGGGAAAGCCUUUCCUUGGGGCAAAUCACUGACCUUACAUCUGAGAACUCACACUGGAGAGAGACCCUAUGAGUGUAGUGAAUGUGGGAAGACAUUCCAAUCAAACUCCAGCCUGACUCAGCACCAGGUAACUCAUACGGGACUGAAACCUCAUCAGUGCACUAUAUGCGGGAAGGCAUUCUCUAAGAAGUCUACUCUUACCAUUCACACCAGCAUUCAUACUGGAGAAAAGCGUUUUAAAUGCAGUGACUGUGGGAAAGCCUUUCCUUGCCGCACAACGCUGACCAUACAUCAGAGAAUUCACACUGGAGAGAGACCCUAUGAGUGUAAUGAAUGUGGGAAGAAAUUCCAAUCAAAUUCGAACCUGAAUCAGCACCGGAUAACUCAUACGGGACUAAAACCUCAUCAGUGCAGUGUAUGCGGGAAGGUGUUCACUCAUAAGUCUGCUCUUACCAGUCACACCAGUAUUCACACUGGAGAGAAACCUUUUAAAUGCAAUGACUGUGGGAAGAUCUUCCGUCAGAAGUCAUAUCUUACACAACACUUCAAAAUUCAUACUGGAGGGAAGCCUUUCAAAUGCAGUGAUUGUGGGAAAGCCUUUGCCAGGCGCACAGCAUUGAAUCAGCAUCAGAGAACUCACACUGGGGAGAGACCCUAUGAGUGUAGUGAGUGUGGGAAGACAUUCCAAACGAGGUCACACCUGGCGCGGCACCAGAGCACUCAUAUGGGACUGAAACCUCAUUAGUGCAGCAUGUGUGGGACGGCCUUCUCUCAUAAAUCUCUUACUCAUCAUGGUAAUGUUCACAUUGAAGAGAAACCAAAUGAAUGCUCUGAAUGUUGGAACAUCUUCUGCUGGAAGUCAGACCUUACACAACAUUUCAGCAUUCACACUGGAGAGAAACCUUUCAAAUGCAGUGAUGGUGGGAAAGCCUUUUUUUGCAGCACAGACUGCUGUGCUGUCUGAGCACAACUCGAUAUCAGAGAAUUCACACUGGAGAGAAACCUUACAACUACACAGAAUGUUGGAAAGCCUAUACCCAGAAUUCAGGUCUUUCCUUACAUAAGAGAAUACAUGCCAGAGAGAAAUCCUAGAAAUCUACUUAAUGGGGGAAAGCAGCCCCUCUGAUCAAUGCACAUUGUCAAUACUAUAGGAUUCAUGAUGGAGAAAAAUCUCAUUAAUUUAAACAUUGAAGCAAAACAAUGUAGUGUGCUGAUCAAGAUUAAAAUGUAAUUUGAAAAUA
Antechinus flavipes (yellow-footed antechinus) is the source of this 3250-nucleotide messenger RNA. RefSeq names its product zinc finger protein 883-like. Bases 661 to 2754 code for a protein of 697 amino acids. The transcript has 5 exons. Gene Ontology annotation, molecular function: DNA-binding transcription repressor activity, RNA polymerase II-specific. The record is from RefSeq and is a predicted model, not a curated record. Lineage: Eukaryota; Metazoa; Chordata; Mammalia; Dasyuromorphia; Dasyuridae. Gene Ontology annotation, biological process: negative regulation of transcription by RNA polymerase II.